GCCUGAGUACUAGGGAAGAUGAAUGAAAUGCAAUAAUUUGAAUGAGCACACCCGCUUCUCCAUCUCUUCAGCUGUCUGUGCGGUACACUUGUGAAGCUCACUCAAUAGACGAACUGUUUCUGCAAUUGACGAGAUACACCAGAAAUAUUUAUCCCAAGACGUGAUGGCAUCCCACAACUUAUCGCUUGUUGCUUCGGGAAACGAUUCUUCUGCAAACUACACGGCUGCUGCAGAGAGGCCUCUGCACUACACCAACGUGAUCAUGCCAAGCAUCUUUGGGAUCAUCUGCUUCCUGGGUAUCAUUGGGAACUGCAUCGUCAUCUACACCAUUCUCAAGAAGACCAAGUUCGGAGCGAAGCAAACAGUGCCAGACAUUUUUAUCUUCAACCUCUCUAUCGUGGACCUCCUGUUCCUCUUGGGCAUGCCUUUCCUGAUCCACCAGCUCCUGGGCAAUGGCUCCUGGUGCUUCGGCUCCAUCAUGUGCACCAUCAUCACGGCGCUGGAUACCAACAGCCAGAUCGUCAGCACCUACAUCCUCACCGCCAUGACCGUGGACCGCUACUUAGCCACGGUCCACCCCAUCAAAUCCACCUACAUUCGGACGCCUUGCAUUGCAACCAUGGUCAUCUGCCUGAUGUGGCUCCUGUCCUUGUUGACCAUCAUCCCUGUCUGGAUGUACGCAGGUUUGAUGUCCCUCAAAGAUGGGUCGGUUCGGUGUGCCCUCCUCCUGCCCAAUCCUGCCACCGACGCCUAUUGGUACACCUUCUACCAGUUCCUGCUGGCCUUCGCCUUCCCACUCAUCAUCAUCUGCAUGGUGUACUUCAAGAUCCUCCAGCACAUGUCAAACACAGUCGCCCCUCUCCCCCAAAGAAGUCUUCGGGUGCGCACCAAAAAGGUCACCCGCAUGGCUGUGGCUAUCUGCCUGGCGUUCUUUAUCUGCUGGGUGCCCUACUACAUCCUGCAGCUGGUCCAUCUGGGUGUGCAGAGGCCCUCCGUGGCCUUCAUCUACGCCUACAACAUCUCCAUCAGCAUGGGCUACGCCAACAGCUGCAUCAACCACUUCCUAUACAUCGCGCUGAGCCAGACCUUCAAGCGUCAGUUCAUGGUCGCCAUCCAGCCAGCCCAGGAGCAGUUCCGGGUCAAUAACAGCACGACCGAUGGCAGCAUGAGUCUCAUGCUGGCACCAGAGUCUACCCAGCAGUCUCAUUUUUCCAGGGAGUGCUCACAGAACACACUCCCCAUGACUGUAGCGGCCCACUGAGAUGGCCAGGCAAAUCGAGAAAAGACGACAGUUAUUUAUUUCUUAGCAGACGCUCUUAUCCAGGGCGACUUACAAUUGUUACAAGAUAUCACAUUAUUUUUACAUACAAUUACUCAUUUAUACAGUUGGGUUUUUACUGGAGUACCUUGCUCAAGGGUACAGCAGCAGUGUCCCCCACUGGGGAUUGAACCCACUACCCUCUGGUCAAGAGUCCAGAGCCCUAACCACUACUCCACAUUGCUGCCCGUGGUAGUAACAGUGGACACGCAGCAAUGCCUCAGGUUUGGUUUUUGACCCCGACAAUUAAUGCUAGUGAGGCAGUAAAGCCUAGGAGUCCCUCCUCGACACUCAUCUCAGCACACAGCACCUUCACUUACAGACAGACUGUCAGUGGUGUAGAUUUCUUACAUUCACUGCACACAUAGUGGCCAUUAAUCAUGAUUAAACGGAAGCGUGCACUGCCACGACAUUGGAGGUGAUUGGAUAUCAUUAGUUCAGUGAUGGCACAAGGCCACAGGCUGAUCCAGCAGAACAGUCUUACUGUGAAGUGGAAUGUCAGAACCUCUGUAAGAUAAGGCAUGCUUUUAUCACAUUUCCAUCCUUGAGUCAUCACAAACCAAAAGCAAACUGUGUCCCAGAUGACUAACUUUCUCUCCAUUGGAAGCCCAAGGGAGAUCCAGACCCUAUUUUGGCCAGAUCUGAAGAAAUUCUCCUUUGAGAGGGCAAGUGGGUCCUAUUCCUUGGAGGUCAGACAAUCCAAGUGCCGUGAAAGAUUGAGAGAUCCAGGGAAGGAAUGAAUCAGUGUGUCUCUCGGGAACAAUUCACUGAAACUGCCCGAAAAUGUGCCAUUCUCUGUACACCACCACUUACAACCAGUACGGCUCUGUAGUAGCCAUUUGGGAUCAAAUUCAAUGAGUUAUGGUGUGGCGCACGAUGUAAAGGGAAUAUGCAGCUUAGAAUAGCACACCUUGUUUUUCAAGUGGCAGUGAAUCUGUACGGUGGUACAUAAACAAUACAUCAAGGCAGCUGCUGUAUACAUUUUUAAAUCAAUAUGUGCCUGUUGACCUUUAAUUAAAGCUUUCUGUUAUCAGAUUGGCAAACGGCAGUUUCAAAUCCAAAUAAUUUUUUUUUUUAGCAAACAAAAAACAGAAUCAGGCAGAGCCGAUGCAGUUCAAAGGUCACAGAGCGACGUGAUUUUUUGGAAUCAGGAAUGACAGACAUGUGUUCAAACAAGCUCCUAAACCUGCUUCAUACUAGGAAUCCCGAAGUGAUUAAUUGGACUAAUAAGUAUGAGCAGAAAGAUUGAUUAUCAUUUCAGUGAACAAAGCUACGCUAACAUCAAACGUCAGGCUGUAUGUUUCUUGCAUCUUUAGGCACAGACCUGCGUAUAUGGAUGUCAAUUAAUUUUGAGAGACAAUUAUGAUGACCAAAUGCCUCUUAGGUAGAACAGACAUUCUUGCUGGGGUCAAUGUAAUUUAGUAUUUUCACCCAGGCAGCUCUGAGAAUUUCUAUGAGAAAUAAUUGAGCUCCUUCUAAACAGGCAGGUGUCAGGUGUGUCUCUUUUAAAGAUCAGUAACCCUGAGGUAUAAGAAAAGCAUUUCUGUUUAAUCAGAAUGUCUCUUACUUGAUGCAUUCAUAAUUGCUUUGCUCGGAUAAACACACACCAACAGUCAAAUCCUUAUGAUUGGUUGGAGAAUUUUCUUUUUGAAUCAGCAGAGGUUCAAACAAAGAAGAGAUUAUGCUGUCUCUGUGGGUUUUGCAGAGUUUGAUUUUGUUGUUGUAUUUUUUUGCACAGCAAAUUAAUUUAUAGCUUGUCAAAAGUGUUGUUUACUGUGUAAUGAAUCGCCUCCUAAUGGCUGUUCCGGUAAUAAUACUGACAUCAGCAUAAGACCUGUACUUAUCUCUUGACUACAGAGCUUGCUCUUUAGUUGAAUGGUAAGACGUUCGUCUUUGAACCGUACGGUUAGCAGUACCCGUCCAGCCGUCGUCUUUCCAUUCAAUUCAAUGGUCUGCUGGUUUAUUACAAUUGAAAGGAGAAUACAGGUUUAGCGGACUGAGCUGAAGUCUUGCCUUGUGUGUUGUAUUUGCAUGUUUUAUCUUCAGUGUCUCAAUGGCUGUGUCUAUUAAAAGUACAGUGUAUGUGAAGAAUGGAGAUGUACUCUGAAACUGUGAGCUUUUUCCCCCCAAACCACCUUUCAUUCAAAGAUGGGAUAAAUGGAGUGAUCUCAUCUGAAAGAAGUGAAGAUUUCCUUGUUGCACUAUAAUUUUACAGUAACACUUUAGUUAAGGGGUUUGGCAUAAACAAUUAACAAUGCAUGUAUAAGUGAAUUACAAAAGAGGUCAGAAACAAUAUUAUACAGUUAGUAAUAAGACUAUAACACAUGUAACUAAGGCACUAAUAAGAAACCUUGCAACUACUUUAAAACAUGACAAUGAGGUUACACUAGUUAGGUGGUUAUAUACAGUCUAUAAACAUAUUAUUAAGGAUGUUAUUACCAGCUCUAGAUUAUGAUUAUUAGUGUUCAGCUUCACUUGAAACAUUUAGAAGAUUCACUGGUUCCCAGGGUAGGGUUAUAAACACAGUGUGAUUUAACGGAAUGAUACCAAAAGUUAAUUUGGGCAAAAAAUAGAACGUCUGUGAUAGUGCUGCAAGUGCUCAUGAAUGAAGUAAGAAAUCUAUACCAUUAUUAUGACUCCUUUAAAUAAUAUCCCUUAGAAAAGUUUAAAUGUGCCAUAAAGCACAGUGCCAGCAUGGUCAAGCAUAAGUAAGGAUUGUAAAGCACAGAGAGGUAUGGUAAAGCAAAUUAAAAAACCAUGGCAAAGUAGUGUGAUCUAUGGGAAAUGCAUAUUCUAACCAUGGGAAACGCUUGGUAGAGGUGCAAAAAUACUACGGUAAACUUUUAUAAAGGAUGUUUCUAUAGCAACACAAUGUGAUUAGCUUAUUAAUUGUAUUAAUAUAAUGUUGUUAUUCAUUCAUUCAUUUGCUGUUAAACUCUAAAUUGUUAAGUGACAUUGUGAUGUGCUACGACUGUACCAUACCAAAAUGCUGCGCAAGAAUGUACUUGCUGUUUUAGAAACUAUAAAGAGUGA
Molecule: messenger RNA, 4351 nt
Organism: Acipenser ruthenus (sterlet)
Lineage: Eukaryota; Metazoa; Chordata; Actinopteri; Acipenseriformes; Acipenseridae
Product: melanin-concentrating hormone receptor 1-like
Exons: 3
Coding region: 164-1261 (365 amino acids)
Biological process (GO): neuropeptide signaling pathway
Cellular component (GO): neuron projection; membrane
Molecular function (GO): melanin-concentrating hormone receptor activity; neuropeptide binding
Source: RefSeq, a predicted model, not a curated record